This is a messenger RNA of Lagopus muta (rock ptarmigan), 404 nucleotides long. RefSeq names its product ATP synthase membrane subunit k (gene ATP5MK). The transcript has 5 exons. The record is from RefSeq and is a predicted model, not a curated record. NCBI's taxonomy places the organism in Eukaryota, Metazoa, Chordata, Aves, Galliformes, Phasianidae. The coding region runs from base 138 to 317 and encodes 59 amino acids.
UUGGUGGCUGCGCGCGCAGCUGGGCUGCCGCCAUCUUGUGGGAGGGCACUGAAGAAGGGCAGAGCGAGGCGGUGAAGAAGGAGGCAGCCGAGGGUGCCAGGGGCUUCAGCAUCUCUGCUAGGCUUGAACCAGCAACCAUGGCUGGCCAUGACUCAGGAUCUCAACACCAGUUCACUGGAUUUCAGAAGUACUUCAAUUCCUACACCAUCACAGGCAGGAGGAAUUAUGUAAUAGCAACGUAUACAGGCAUUGCAAUGCUCGUCUUGUAUUUCAAGCUCAGACCUAAAAAGAAAACUCCUGCUGUGGCAGAUAAAUAAAUGGUUUUUGGCAUGUCUGAAGCACCAAUCUGUGUCAUUGCAAAGGAAACUGAUGUCCUGUGGUGGCUAAUAAAAUAUAAACAAUUA